CGCAACAACAACGACUUGAGCGUCGAGAUCCAAAAUCGGGGAGUCGUCAGCAGAGCCUCAAAGCGGCGCCAUCGGGAGCUGGCACUUACAGAACGUCGAUGAUAAUGGCAGAUAUACAACCUCACCCAGCAUGGCCCCAACGAACGCAAUGAACAACUGGGCGUCGAGUGCGGGACCCUCGAACUCUCGACCAAGUCGAACGUCGGAGGAUCGCGGCCAUGGCAAUGCCCACAGCAGGCCGUACGAGCACGGGGACGACGAGUCGGACGAGUUGGACCUCCUGGGCGACGAUCCGGACCCUAGCAAUGCCGCCGCUGCCGACGACGGCGACCCGACCGCCAUCCUGCGGGACGACCCCCUCCAGACCGACCUCUCCUCCCCGCUCACCUUCAAACGCAGGCAGAAACAAUCCCACUUCCUCUCCCAACCCGGCCGUAUCCUCAACAGGCUCGUCGGCCGUCACUAUUUUUCUUCUUCUCCCCGAAACAGCCAGGACCUCCCCCGACCCCUCCCCCGGACAACAAGACCAGCGACACCGGGGACGACGACCGACCCGUCCGUCAACCUCAACCUGAACACCCUCCUCCCGUCGAACGACAAUCCCGACCAGACGGCCGCCCCCCACUACAAAGACCUGGCCUCUGCCCACCCGCACCACCCACACGACUGGUACGCCGAGGGGCCCGGCCGGCGCGUCGGCUACGAGGACCUGACGGCCAUCGACUGGAUCUUCGAGUACACGAAGGAGCGGCAGCGGCAGCGGGCCCUGCGCGCCCGCACCGCCGCGCUGCACGUCCCGCUGCUGGGCCACCUGCAGCGCCUGCUCGACGCCAGCCAGGUCUGGGUCGUGUUGCUGCUGUCCGGGGUCGCCGUCGGCGCGCUGGCCGCCGCCAUCGACGUGGCCACCGACUGGCUGGGCGACGUCAAGUACGGCUUCUGCAGCGGCGACGUCGACGGCGGCCGCUUCUACCUCGGCCGCACCGCCUGCUGCCUCGGCUACGACGAGGGCAGCCAGUGCCGCGGCUGGAGGAGGUGGGGGCAGGUUUUGGGCGCCCGCGAGGGGGGCGCGACCUGGUUCGCCGAGGGGGCCGUCUACUUGUGUUUGGCGGUCACCUUUGCCCUCUCGUCGGCGGUCUUGGUCAAGGAGUAUGGCAUCUACGCGAGACACAGCGGGAUACCGGAGAUCAAGACGGUGCUGGGGGGGUUCGUGAUCAGGAGGUUCCUAGGGGUAUGGACCUUGAUCACCAAGUCGCUGGGUCUGGUUCUGGCUGUGGCAUCUGGCAUGUGGCUAGGAAAGGAGGGACCGUUGGUGCACGUCGCUUGUUGCUGUGCCAACAUCUUUACCAAGCUGUUUCCCAGCAUUAACAAUAAUGAAGCGCGGAAGCGAGAGGUGCUGUCCGCGGCUGCGGCCUCUGGCAUCUCCGUCGCCUUUGGCUCGCCCAUCGGCGGCGUCUUGUUCUCUCUCGAGCAACUCUCCUACUACUUCCCCGACAAGACGAUGUGGCAAAGCUUUGUGUGUGCCAUGACGGCCGCCAUGGUGCUGCAGGCAUUUGACCCCUUCCGGUCCGGGAAGCUUGUCUUGUACCAGGUGACGUACACUUCCAACUGGCACGGCUUCGAGCUCGUCCCAUUCGUACUGCUGGGCGUCCUCGGAGGCGUCUACGGCGGGCUGUUCAUAAAGGCCAACAUGGCGGUUGCGAGGUGGAGGAAGUCCACCCCGUGGUUGCCUGGGCCUGUAGCACAGGUCGUCAUCGUAGCCAUCCUCACUGCCCUCAUCAACUACCCCAACCGCUAUAUGCGGUCACAGAACUCCGAGCUGGUGUCGGAUCUCUUCUCCCAAUGUUCCGAGAUGCUUGACGACCAAUUCGGGCUAUGCAAGACCGGCGCCGCUUCCGCCGCCAACAUUCUCCUGCUGCUCCUCGCCGCGAUCCUAAGCUUUGGCCUCGCGGCCGUCACAUUCGGCCUGCAGAUUCCCGCCGGCAUCAUCCUGCCGUCCAUGGCCAUCGGCGCUCUCACGGGGCGCGCCGUCGGCAUCAUCAUGGAGAUCUGGCAAACCAACCACCCCAAAUUCAUCGCCUUCCACUCCUGCGAGCCCGACAUCCCCUGCAUCACCCCGGGCACCUACGCCAUCAUCGGUGCUGCUGCCGCGCUGGCCGGCGUCACUCGCUUGACCGUCUCCAUCGUGGUCAUCAUGUUCGAGCUUACCGGCGCGCUCACGUACGUGCUCCCCAUCAUGAUCGCCGUCAUGAUCUCCAAAUGGGUCGGCGACGCCUUCUCGCGGCGAGGCAUCUACGAGUCGUGGAUCCACUUCGACGAGUACCCCUUCCUCGACCUGUCGGAGGAGACGACGCCGAUCCCGGACAUGCCGGCGUCCCAGAUCAUGACCCGGGUCGAGGACCUCGUCGUGCUCACGGCCACGGGCCACACCAUCGCCUCCCUGUCGUCCAUCCUCGACGCGCACCCCUACCGCGGGUUUCCCGUCGUCUCGGACCCGCGCGACGCCAUCCUGCUCGGCUACAUCUCCCGCGCCGAGCUGGCCUACACCCUGCACGCGGCCACCCGCCCGCCGCGCUCGCUGCCCCCGGAGACGGAGGCCUUCUUCGCGCAUCAGCCGAUGGCGGACCCCCGCACGACGCUGGACCUGCGGCCGUGGAUGGACCAGACCCCGCUGACGCUGCCGAGCGGGUGCCGGCUGCAGCUGGCCGUGAGCUACUUCCAGAAGCUCGGACUGCGCUACGUGCUGUUUGUGGACCGCGGCGUGCUGCAGGGGCUGCUCACCAAGAAGGACGUCUGGUACGUCCUCAACGGGGCCGAGGAGACCAGGCGGACGAGCGGGACGGCGGGCGCGGGGGACGGCGGCGUGGGUGCGGGUCGCGGCGGAGCGCACCUGGGCCUGGCGAGGGAGCAUGGGGAGACGGAAGAGGAGGGAGAGGAGAGCGCGGGCUUGCUGAGGGCCGUCGGGCUGGCGGAGGAGACGGGACUGGCCAGCCCUGGAGUGGAUAGGGGAAGCAUAUUAUAGAGAGAGUGGCUGGCGUGAUGCUUUUUGGCCGUUUCAUCUUUGGCCCGCUUCACUUUGGACGAAGCAGAUAGAUCCAUAAAUAAUACCCGAGGCGCAGCGCAAUACCUCGCAAGCUUGGCCCAAUGAUCAUCGCACCCUUUUGCCUGCACAUCCUCCGCAACCUU
Thermothelomyces thermophilus ATCC 42464 is the source of this 3183-nucleotide messenger RNA. RefSeq lists its product as uncharacterized. Bases 131 to 3019 code for a protein of 962 amino acids. NCBI's taxonomy places the organism in Eukaryota, Fungi, Ascomycota, Sordariomycetes, Sordariales, Chaetomiaceae. Gene Ontology annotation, molecular function: voltage-gated chloride channel activity. The record is from RefSeq and is a predicted model, not a curated record. The transcript has 5 exons. Gene Ontology annotation, cellular component: Golgi apparatus; early endosome; membrane. Gene Ontology annotation, biological process: chloride transport; transmembrane transport.